This is a messenger RNA of Acanthoscelides obtectus, 495 nucleotides long. NCBI's taxonomy places the organism in Eukaryota, Metazoa, Arthropoda, Insecta, Coleoptera, Chrysomelidae. The record is from the annotation of a GenBank genome assembly.
AUGCCUAAGCAAGGAAUAAAACGUAAACAAUGGGACAAGGAAGCCAUGGUUAGGGCUGUUCAAGCAGUUAAAAAUAAGGAAAUGGGAUACCAAAAGGCCUCUCAAAUAUUUCAAGUUCCAAAAGGGACUAUUGAAAUGUAUGUAAAGGAUGCAAGAAGUGUACAUGAGUUGGUAUCUACCAGUUUGGGUAGAAAGCCAGCUUUGACUUGUGAAAUGGAAAAGAUGCUGGCGGAAUAUUGCAUACAAAUGGAAAAAAAGUUCUAUGGAUUGAGAAGGCAAGACGUUAAACACAUGGCAUUUCAGUUAGCCAUUCGAAAUGGACUACGACAUCCUUUUAGUCAAAGAACAGGAAGUGCGGGGAAAAAGUGGCUAAGAGGAUUUUUGGCAAGACAUCCUGAGUUAUCCGUCUAUACUCCCCAAGCAAUAUCUGCAGCAAGAGUAAAAGGAUUUAAUGCUGAAAGUGUUACGCAAUUUUUCGACAUUUACAAAAAAUAA